AUGCUAACGUCCUCCACGUGGCAGGAAGCCAAAUCAGGAGAGAUCGACCUCCGAGGAGACCGAGAUGCCACACAUGCCAGCGUCACGGCCGUGUUGCAGUUCCUCCUCACGGAUCACUUCGAUGCAGCAGGGGACGAUUUGCAGUUGGCCUUGUCUGUGCGUUCCCUGGCGGACCGCUUUUGCAUCGCGGAGCUGGGUCAAAGUGCAGAUAUGGCCCUGAAGUACAUGCUCACCGAGGAGGGGCGGUUUGCAGUGGCAGGCGCCGAAGAGGCCUGCUGGCAGAUGCUGGAAAACAACAAGGGCUUGCUGUUGAGACAAGAAUUGGCCCUAGAUGAGCUUGUGGUUCAACACCCCAAGCUGGCCAAGCGAUUGAUCCUGCUGGGGCAGAAAUCGCCCCGGCCGGUCGACGACUCAUGUGUUACUUUCGGCUUCGAGCCGCCGAAAAUGUGGGCGCAGGUCGAUCAUGUACAGAUGGCCCAACCCCGAAGGCGACCCACGGAGAAGAACACUGAGCUGCUGCUGGAGAGACUUUCCACUGGCCAACGGGCUUUGCGGAAGAUCCGCUGGCAAAUCAGCGGCUCCAUGGCCAUUCUUGGGCUGGCUUUUGCCGCUGCCAGUAGUGUUUGGAUCACCGUGAGGCUUGCGCAAGGUGGUGAAGUCGAUCACCUGGAUUUGACCAUCAGUUGGACCAUCUCGGUCACGGGCAUCGUUUUGUUGGUCUCAGCACCUUUGCCAGAUGACGCCACCUUAACACGUCUUGCCAGCUUGGGUGUGGCAACUCUUUGUGGCUUCUUCACCAGCUAUGAAGCCGUCGAUGCGGUGAAGCAUUUGAAAAUGUUCGCAGAAGCCCAAUGUUGGCAGAGGCCGAACGUCAUCACCUUCGAAGAUCGUCGCAUGUCUCAAGGAAUUUGUAUUUGGUAUUUAUGUCUUUGUGUGUGGAACGUUUCUUGGAAUGUCUUGAACAUGGGGUUGUUCCUUUCAACUGCAUUCCAACGGAGCGCUUACACAAUGCAAGACCGAAUGUGGAGAUUUUUGACUCUUUUCUUUCAAGUCAAUGUUUUUGUGGAUGUUGUGCAGAUUCUCUUCGAUACUGUGGCUCUUCACCGUCUCAACACUGGAUGCUUUUUCCUUAUAGGAGAUUUGACAGGCCUGUGCCUCACCUGCUAUGGCGGCGUCCCGAAGCGCUUGCACGAGCUGCUGCGGCGCUACUUCGAGGCCACCGAGCGGACGGCUGCGGCCGCGGGCAUCGCCAGCCUGGUGGGAAAUUGUGCUGUGCAGGAAGCGUUGGACCAAGCGACCUCAAGGUUUCGAGUGAUCAACGUCGACAAGAUCCAACUCUCCGAUUUGGGCAGCAACCAGCCAUCAGCCGAACUCUUCGAGCGAUCUGUCCCUGCUAGCUUGGGCUCUUGCGAUGCCUUCAUCUCACACUCUUGGAGUGACGACCCAGGCGCCAAAUGGGCUGCGCUCAUCUCGUGGCGAGACCGCUUUGUGAGCAGCCGUGGCCGAUCGCCCUAUGUUUGGUUUGAUAAAGCCUGCAUCGAUCAGAGCGACAUCGAAGCAAAUCUGCGGAUCUUGCCCGUCUUCCUGAGUGGGUGCAGCUCCUUGCUGGUCCUUUGCGGCUCUUCAUUCCUAAGUCGACUCUGGUGCGUUCUGGAGCUUUUUACCUUCGUGCACAUGGGAGGGAAGACUUACGACAUUGAUUGUAUCUCCCUGCUCUUGCCCGGUCAAGAAGAAUCAGACUGGAAUGCCAUCCACGUUCUUUGUUCGCAGUUUGAUGUGCGAAAUUGUGACUGCUCUGUGCAAGCUGACAAGGAGAAGAUCCUGUCAAUCAUCCAGACUGGCUUCGGAGACAUGGACCACUUCAACCACGCGGUACGCCGCGUGAUGCGGCGGAUUGAUGGGCUCUCAAGCCACCAGUUCCUGUUCACCUCUUCAGAUUCUUCGAGUAGUUCGUCCUCAGAAUUGAGCGACAGCGACAGUGAGACCGAGCUAAGUCCAUACAUGGAAGACUGA
Molecule: messenger RNA, 2013 nt
Organism: Durusdinium trenchii
Lineage: Eukaryota; Dinophyceae; Suessiales; Symbiodiniaceae
Source: the annotation of a GenBank genome assembly